Messenger RNA from Delphinapterus leucas (beluga whale), 1542 nucleotides. The record is from RefSeq and is a predicted model, not a curated record. Lineage: Eukaryota; Metazoa; Chordata; Mammalia; Artiodactyla; Monodontidae.
AUGAAGGGGCUGGCGCUGCGGCCACUGCUGCUGGCCACCUGCGUGCUGGGGGCACGAGCGCAGCGCCGGGUCUACCUGCGCGAGGAGUUCCAAGAUGGGGACUCUGAGCUCCCUGAAGCUCGUAGGUCCCUGGAGGGACAUGGUCAGAUUCAAGUCUGUGCCCCUGGUGCCCGGCAUAAAAUGAAUACUCAAGAAAUAUUUGUGAAUGAAGGAGUAAUGAGCCCAGGACCAGAAUGGAUGGAAAAAAGAUGGGUUGAAUCUAAACAUAGGCUGGAUUAUGGUAAAUUUCAGCUCACUGCAGGAAAAUUUUACAGAGACAAAGCAUAGGGUAAAGGUCUCCAGACCAGUAAAGAUGCCAAGUUUUAUGCCCUCUCCACCAGGUUCAAGAAGCCAUUCAGCAAUGAGAAUGAGACCUUGGUGGUUCAGUUUUCAGUAAAACACAAGCAAGGCAUCCAUUGCGGUGGUGGGUUCGUGAAACUCUUUCCUGACACCCUGAACCAGGAGGAUAUGCAUUCAGAAUCUGAGUAUUACAUCAUGUUUGGCCCUGACAUCUGUGGCUUUGGCAACAACAAAGUACAAGUCAUCCCUCAUUAUCAAGGGAGAUACCAUGAGAACAACAAGACCAUCAAGCGCAGGAUCAAUAAAGACACUCACCUGUACGCUCUGAUUAUUCGCCCCAAUGCUACUUAUGAGGUCAAAAUUGACAACCGGCAAGUAGCAGCUGGGGACCUGGAGGACAACUGGGACUUCUUGCCUCCCAGGAAGAUAAAAGCCCCCUAUGCCAGGAAACCAAGGAAAUGGGAUGAAUGCCUACAAAUAGAGGAUCCUGAAGAUAAGAAACCUGAGGACUGGGAAGACUUCGAAUACAUCCCAGACCCGAAGCCAGACGACUGGAAUGAGGCAAUGAAUGGGGAGUGGGAAGGUCCCCUGAUACCAAACCUGAAGUAUAAGGGACAAUGUAAACCUCGGAUCAUUCACAAUCUCAGUUACCAGGGGGAGUGGAUUCAUCCAGAAAUAGACAACCCUGAAUAUAAGCCCGACCCAGCCAUUUGUCACUAUUAUAACAUUAGUGUCCUUGGCCUGGACCUUUGGCGGGUGAAAUCAGGCUGCAUCUUUGACAAUUUCCUUCUUACAAAUAAUGAAGAGUUUGCAGAAGAGGCUGGAAAUAAGACCUGGGGAAUAAGAAAAGACAUAGAGAAGCAAUGGAGAGAACUGUACAAAGAAAUGGAAAAAAGAAAACAGGAAAAAGAGGCCAAGAAGAAAAAGGAAAAGGAGGAAGAAAGGGAAGAUGACAUCUGGGGAAUUGAAGAGGGAAGUGAAGAGGAUUCUGCUGAGGACCCAGGAAAUUACAGGCAGCUGAAGGAAGAUGAUGAUGAAAGAGCAUUUCUGGGUAAAAAUGUAGAAGUCCAUGUUGAUCAGAGGAUGAACCAUAACUGGGUAACAAGUGGUUACUACUCAGAGGCAAAUGAUGUUGCUCAAAAGGUAGAAUGUUCAUGGUUUGGCAAAGUCUGGGGAGCAAAAUUACUUGCUCUCUCUGAAUGA